AUGACUCUGCUGGUCCUGCUGACGCUGAGCAGCAGGCUGUUCUCUGACCACGCUGCAACAUGGUACAACUCCUCCCAGGUUGGGAGGAGAGUUUCUGCUGUGGCUGUUGUUGCUGUACAGAGUGAACACAGGUUGGGAGGAGAGUUUCUGCUGUGGCUGUUGUUGCUGUACAGAGUGAACACAGUGACCUGCCAGGGUAAAAUCGAAGGAUUCAUCGGCGACACUGUCCUGCUGCCCUGCAUCUACAGGGAGGUCCACCUUCUACCAGACCCUGUCACCGUCUUCUGGAGGGACCAAAACGACUUGAGCGUACUGGACAUUAUGAAAAAUGUACCAGACAACUCAACCCAGAACCAGAAAUUCAAAGGUCGAGUGUCCAGUUUCCCGGAGUUCUACAAGAAAGGGAACUUCUCCAUCAUCAUGAAGAACGUCCAGCAGUCGGACAGCGGCCCGUAUGAGUGCCACAUCCCAAAGGUGGACUUCCAGCUGCAUAUCUCCCUCAGCGUCUCAGAUAAACGUGUUGAAGCAGCGACUCCUCCUCCUGGACCAUCAGAUGGCGCUGCGGUAACACCGAACAUGGUUCUGCUGUUACUUCCUCUGUCUUUGUUGUUAAGUUCUUUUCACUAGGAAGGUGUUAGAGCUUAAACGCAGCUUACACUAAAGCUAAAGUUCUGGCAGCUUUGAGGAAAGAAACUGAAGAAGAGUUCAAUUCUAAAAGGAAAAACUAGCUUUAAUUUCAUAACUGAAACACACUUAAAGUCUCAGCGCUGCUUUAGAAAGUUCCAACAUUUAAUGUUCAACUGUUGACAGUGUGAGCUUAUAUUAUACAGUUUACAGUUAAUAAUCUUAUAAUGUUACCUAAUAACGUUGUUAAUGUUACUACUACUGUUGACUGCUGCCCCCUCUGGGACGGUGUUAAUAACCAGCUGACUCUCCUCACUGCAGCCAUUAGUAACCUCCUCCUCUUUUCAUUUCAGUCGCUGCACUCUCACUGUUCUGUUACCACAGUUUACUGUCGCCUUCCUGCUGUGAACGACGACUUCUAAUUAUAUUUUUAUUUAGAGUUAAAGCCUCUUAAAACCCGUCAGAAACAAAAGACAGAUUUAAUGAAACCACAAGACGUCAGAUCCUUCAGAAAGCCAAACAUCAUGAUACCUUGUGUGGAGUAAAAGUAAAGAGAAUAUAUCUGGUUGUGGUAAAAAAAAGUCUGAUCAGUUUAUUAGGAACCCCGAGCUAAAGCGGAUGCAGUCUAAACAACAACUCUGCAGUCAAUCGACUGUAGGAUCCUUUUGGAGUUUGUAGGACUUUAUACUGCAUCACUUUGAGCUUCAUGUACCUGAACUAAACUGAUCGUACACCGAUCAGCCUCCUGACUUAAUAACUGACCGUCACAGAUUCACGUGUUCCUGCUCUGUCAUCAGGUAUUUUGACUUCCUGAAGGAUCAUUCGGUGGUGUUACAAAACAUGCAGCUGUUUGCACUUCUCUUAUCGUCCAAUGAGAGUUCGAUGUGGAGGAACGCUGCGUUUCUGUGCAGUCGUGCAGCUUAAACUCUCUGCAGUCAGCAAAAUCAUUUCCAUUGGCUGUUUUGUCAAAAUUGAUUUAUUAUUUUCCCUGUUGUUUACAAACAUCGGAGCUCCUGAACGCAGCUGAAUGAAGCUCUGCUGUCAGGCGUUCACUUCAGCACCUGAAUGCACCACCAGGACACCAUUUUAACAGUUUAUUUAUAUAUUUAUUAUUAUUAUAAUUUGAUUCUAAAACAAACUGAAACCAACUGAAGGUAAAAGACGUUUGGUGGCUGUCAAAGCACCUGGUCUGAUCUGAAAUGUUUGAAAAACAAAAGAAGCAAAUGAGUGAAAUUAUAUUAAAGAACAGGAAUUGACAUUAAUUUAAAGCUGCAGGUAUUUGGGCAGUUUAUGUAGAUGCUGAUUGGCCGGAUAGCUGCUGACAUCACACUGUUCCUGUGGCGAUGGUUCAUUUCAGAGCAGAACUCCUGUUACUGGUUAAUUAUUAUUUUCCACACAAGUGAAGUUUCUAAUGAAGAACGAAGCUACUUGGUUUGGAUGCUGACGUGGAAACGUUAUUUGAAUAACGAGCUGUUUGGAUGAUAUUUAUAUUUUUUUACGUUUAUUUAUAAAUCUGCAAAAAACAAACCAAAGAAAAACAUUUUGAAGUGAAAACAUGUCAGAUUAGUUUGAAAACUUAAAAUAAGCUUUGAUGAUAAAAAUGUAGGAAAAAUAUUUAUCUCAGUCAAUUAACAGGAAGGAUUUUUAUUUAUAUUACAAUAUUGUAGAAAAAGUAAAAUAUCUAACUUCGCAUCAGUAGCAGCUUUUUUCUGUUAAGUCAUGAGACUAUAUUUCUUCAGUGUAGUAUUUGUGUUGGAUUAAUAAAUUGCUUAUUAAUGUAAUAACAAUGUAUUUUUAGCUUUGCUAUUUUUGCUGAAACAUGUUGAAACAUGAAACUGCAGCAGUUACAUAUUUAAAACUACACAUUUCAUCUUGGUCCAAAUCAUUUCUGUCUAAUUUUGCUGUAAAACAAGAAGUUAAUUUAUUUCCUGUCUCGUAGUGGAUUGUGUCUGUUUAUAACCACAUUUCUGAGCUGAGGCUAACGUUACAUGUGCUAUAUAAAGCUAAUCAGAGGCGUCAGUCAUGCUGCUGUGUGCGCUUUAGAGCCCUGUUGCAUUGUGGGAAAUGUAGGAUCUGGUUUUUGUGGAGUUUAGUGAUAAGCAGCCUCAUAGUAUGUUAUUGUUAUUUAAUGUUGCUGAUUUUGCUCAGUGCUGUUUGAGUGUAUCACCAGAAGACAAAGAAGAAGUUUCCCACAUUUAGUUACAGCUGCAGGAUAUUUGUCAGGUUGAUAUCUCGACUGAAGAUGUAAAGAUGAAGGAUGUCAAAUGUCUUUCUGUGAUUGGACGGUCCAAAACAUUUCUGUUGUAGACUGAUGUGUGUAAACAGCCUCGUGUUGCAGCUGCAGACUGAAGUUUGUUUUAUUCUGAAAUUAAAGGUCAAGUUUAAGAAAA
Molecule: messenger RNA, 3014 nt
Organism: Micropterus dolomieu (smallmouth bass)
Lineage: Eukaryota; Metazoa; Chordata; Actinopteri; Centrarchiformes; Centrarchidae
Exons: 6
Coding region: 1-627 (208 amino acids)
Biological process (GO): T cell costimulation; negative regulation of T cell proliferation; positive regulation of T cell proliferation
Cellular component (GO): external side of plasma membrane
Source: RefSeq, a predicted model, not a curated record